This is a messenger RNA of Capsicum annuum, 1018 nucleotides long. RefSeq names its product probable carboxylesterase 2. NCBI's taxonomy places the organism in Eukaryota, Viridiplantae, Streptophyta, Magnoliopsida, Solanales, Solanaceae. The record is from RefSeq and is a predicted model, not a curated record. Gene Ontology annotation, molecular function: hydrolase activity. The transcript has 2 exons. Bases 406 to 729 code for a protein of 107 amino acids.
AUGAUAUCCCAGGGUUAUUCAAGGUAUCGAAAACAUGAUUUUGCUCCUCCUUCCGAUAAUCCAAUCACUGGUGUUCGAUCCAAAGAUGUCGUUAUUGUACCGGGAGGAUAACGUAAUUGUACGCCUUUACCUUCCUAAAAUCACACAAAAUGAUGAGAAGUUUCCACUCCUUGUCUACUUCCGUGGUGGAGGGUUUGCGAUCGAAUCAGCGUUUUCUACUUACUAUGAUAGUUAUCUCCAUUCUUUAGCUGCAGAAACCAAUGUGCUUGCUGUAUUCAUCGAGUACCGAUUAGCCCAAGAGCACAAAAUUCCUGCAUGUUAUGAUGAUUCAUGGGCUGUCAUGAAAUAGGUGUCUCAUCAUGCCGAUGGUGAACUAGGAACUGAACCAUGCAUGGUUGAAAAGUCAUGCCGACUUCUCCCGAGUUUUCUUGUCGUAAACGUAAUAGCGUAGGAGCCAAUAUUGCAUAUAACAUGAUGAUGCGAGCGAGUGCCGAUGAAGAUAAACUUGGAGUUGGAGAGAGGUUAAAACUUGUCGGAAUGGCAUUAAUUCAUCCCUAUUUUGGUGGUAACAAUAAACCAGACCCAAUUUGGUCUUAUUGUUGCCCUGAUCCUAAAUCUGAUGACCCAAGAUACAAUCCAGCAGCUCACCCGAAUUUGCUAUCGAAGUUUGUUUGCUCCAAGAUUCUGAUCUGCACUGGGGGCAACGAUAUUAUAAGGGACGGAGGAUGAACUUACUACGAGGUACUGAAGAAAUGUGGAUGGAAAGGCCAAGUGGAGAUUACGGAAAGUGAAGGAGAAGAGCAUGUUUUCCAUUUGGUUAACCCAACUUGUGAGAAAGCUAAGGAAUUGAUGAAAUGGCUGGCCGAUUUCUUUCAGCAAUCAACCUGAAUUCUUGCUUGUAAUACUUCAGUUGUUUCUCUUUACUGUUUCUUUAAUCAUCAAAUAAGUAGCUGUUUGGAGAUGAAUUUGAAAUUGUUGAUUUUGAUAGGGAUGAUUCGAAGUUGAAUUUUUAUUUGAA